Messenger RNA from Coregonus sp. 'balchen', 1835 nucleotides. The record is from the annotation of a GenBank genome assembly. NCBI's taxonomy places the organism in Eukaryota, Metazoa, Chordata, Actinopteri, Salmoniformes, Salmonidae.
AUGGUGAGUACCUAGUUUACAAUCAACAACCAAGGUUACUCUGAUGGAUUGGGUGAAUUACAAGUUGAGUUGCCAUAAAAGGAGGUUAUCAUAAAAUAGCAAUCUUUUCUUUACCAUUUAGGAAGUGGUACAAUUGCUGCAGCAGCAGCAGCAACAGUGGGAGCAGGUAAGAUCAUUUAUUUAGUUAGCAUGAAUUUAAAUGAUCAAUUACCAGCUUCAAAUAAUUUUACAGAUGUAUUACUACUUUGUUUUGUCGUUUAUGCCUAACAGUCACAUGACAGUGAUGCUAUUGUCAACCUCCUAUAACAGGGGGCUAGGUAUGUUUUUGGUUGGUUGCUCAAGUGUUUCUGCUGGGCUUUCAUAGUUGCGACAGUGGCAAUGGCACCAGUUGUCUUAGGAGCGAUAGGAUUCACUGCUGGUGGGAUUGCUGCUGGAUCAUAUGCAGCAAGCAUGAUGUCUGCAGCGGCCGCGGUAAAUGGAGGUGGGGUAGCAGCAGGGGGUCUUGUUGCUGCUCUACAGUCAGCAGGUAAAUACGAAGAAUGCUACAAUCCUUCGAUGAAAUAAAUAAAGACAAUGGUGGAGUUUGUGAUAUCAUAACUUACUAAAUCAUAUGACUUGAUAUCAUUUAUCAUUGAUGUUUGGAUUUGCUUUGUUUUUUAUGUGGGACAGUGACAGAUGUGUAUGUGGUGAACCUAGGUGCUGCAGGCCUUUCAGGAGUGGCUACAGCGGCGGUGGGAGGUGUUGGAGCGGCAGUUAGUGGAGCCGGGGGAUGGCUGGCCGCAGGAGCAGGGUUCUCAGGAGCGGCAGCGGCUACUACAGCAACUGCGGCAGGUAUGUGAGUGGCAAUGUAAGGAAGUUCGUAUCUCAUGUGUGGGAUAGUGACGUGUGUGGUCUUCUCUUGGUGCAGCAGGGCUCUCUGCAACAGCUACAGCAGCUGUGGGAGGUGUUGGAGCAGCAGUUGGGGGAACAGUGGGAUGGCUGGCCUCAAGGACUAGGACACCUGAAAAGGAGGAAGGAGAAGAGACAGGAGCAGCUACAGCAGCUGCUGCAGGAGGUUUGUCAGAUUCAUUUAUCAUUGAUAAAUUGGUCAUGUAAGUCAAAUUAAUGUUUGGCCUCUAGAGCCAAGGACUGUAUAGGCUAAGGCUGGUUCAUGUAGGUAAGCUACCACUAUGGGGCAGUAGUCAAAGUGCAAGCAGUAGUUGUCACUUAAUUGCAUACACGAAAAGACAAGGUACUUUGGUAGGUAAGGUAAAGGCUUGAUCAGGUGUGGGUUGCAGGGAGGGGGCGUGGCCAGAAGGUAAUUGGGAUAAGAGCCAUGACCCUUCACAACAGUAAGGAUGUUUGUAUCUCGUAUGUGGGACAGCAAUGUGUGUGUUCUUCCUCUAGGUGCUGCAGGGCUUUCAGGAGAGGCUACAGAGGCUGUGGGAGGUGUUAGCGCAGCAGUUGGUGGAGCGUCUGAAGAGGAGGGAGGAGUCAAGGAGAGAGAGCUUUCAGGAGCGGCUACAGCGGCUGUGGGAGGUGUUAGAGCAGCAGUUGGUGGAGCGUCUGAAGAGGAGGGAGGAGUCAAGGAGAGAGAGCUUUCAGGAGCGGCUACAGCGGCUGUGGGAGGUGUGUGAGCGGCAGCUGAGACAGAGUAAUUUAUCAUUUUAAUUGGUAAUGUAAGGAUAUUUGUAUCUCGUAUGUGGGACAGCGAUGUGUGUGGUCUUCCUCUAGGUGCUGCAAGGCUUUCAGGAGUGGCUACAGCGGCUAUGGGAGGUGUUAGAGCAGCAGUUGGUGGAUCGGCGGGAUGGCUGUUCUCAAGAAUCAGGACGUCUAAAAAGGAGGGAGGAGAGUAG